CCCGGCAUCGCCCUGGUGGGCUGUGGCAGCGGGGUCGUGCUGGCGUGGGAGCCCCGGGAAGGGCUCGUCCCCCGUGUGGGGGCAGGAGGCACCGUCCCGUCCCUGCCGGUCAUCUGAUUGCUCCCCAGCCCCAUGGCUAUAAAUGCACGGCCCCACUGCUGCCCCACGGAGAGCCCCGCGCUGCACUCAGCGCCGCCAUGGGCUGGAGCCGCUCCUUGCUGCUGCCGCUGCUGCUGCUGCUGCCCGCGGGGCCGCACUCUGCCCUGGCGCUCCUGCAGUACCGCUACGACUGCGGGGACUACGGCAUGCAGCUGCUGGCCUACCCCUCGCGGGGCCGCGCCGUCCGCUUCAAGGUCGUGGAUGAGUUUGGCACCCGCUUUGAAGUGGCCAACUGCUCCAUCUGCCUGCACUGGCUCAACACCGGGGCAGAUGGCGCGCUCGUCUUCUCCUCUGGCUAUGAGGGCUGCCACGUCCUGGUCAAGGAUGACCGCUAUGUCCUGAGGGUGCAGCUGGAGGAAACGCUGCUCAGCGGGGUGGCGGUCGCCUCCUACGAGGUGAACAUGACCUGCCCGCAGCCGGCUGACUACGAGACCGUCGCUGACACGAGCGUGCGUGGCCACCUCGAGUCCGUUCGGGGCAACGGCGUCCACCAGAGCCAGGCUGAUGUCCUCGUCCCCCAGCCCCAGGCUGGCCUCCUGCAGCACGUAUCCCAGUCCGCCCUGGCUGUCCCCGUCCCCCAGCUGCCCCCCCGACCCCCCAGGGACCAGGUUCACCCCGUGGUGCAGACACAGCCAGCUCUAGUGCACCCGGGGCUGCAGCGCCAGCCACAGCCCAGCCUGGGUCUCCCGGGGCUCCAGCCCCAGAACCAGCCAGGAGCAGCUCGCCCCCUCACCCAGCCCCAGCCAGGCUUCAUUCGCCCGGCUCUGCAAUCCCAGAACCAGCAUGGGGUGGUGCACCCCGGGGGGCAGACCCGCCCGGGCCUCCUUCGCCCGGGCCUUCAGCUCCAGAACCAGCCUGGGCUGCUGCAGCCGGGGGUGCAAACUCAGCCGGGUCUCCUUCGGCCAGGGCUUCAGCCCCCAAACCAGAAUGGCUUGGUGCACCCUGGGGGGCAAACCCAAACAGGUCUCCUUCGGCCGGGGCUUCAGCCCCAAAACCAGAAUGGCUUGGUGCACCCUGGGGGGCAAACCCAGCCAGGUCUCCUUCGGCCAGGGCUUCAGCCCCAAAACCAGAAUGGCUUGGUGCACCCUGGGGGGCAAACCCAGCCGGGUCUCCUUCGGCCAGGGCUUCAGCCCCAAAACCAGAAUGGCUUGGUGCACCCUGGGGUGCAAACCCAGCCGGGUCUCCUUCGGCCGGGGCUUCAGCCCCCAAACCAGAAUGGCUUGGUGCACCCUGGGGUGCAAACCCAGCUGGGUCUCCUUCGGCCAGGGCUUCAGCCCCCAAACCAGAAUGGCUUGGUGCACCCUGGGGGGCAAACCCAGCCAGGCCUCUUUCGCCCUGGGCUUCAGUCCCAAAACCAGAAUGGCUUGGUGCACCCUGGGGUACAAACCCAGCCGGGUCUCUUUCGCCCGGGGCUACAGCUCCAGCACCAGCCCGGGCUGGUGCCCCCCGGCCUGCAGCCUGGCUCGGUGCACGCCGGUGCUCAGACGCAAGCCGGCUUUUCACGCCCGGGGCUUCAGCCCCAAAGCCAGCCGGGCUCCGUUCUCCCCAGCCUCCAGUCCCACUCCCACGCCGGCCUCAUCCGCCCUGGCCUCCAGAGCCAGGCAGGGCUGCUGCAGCCCGGCCAGCCCCGACCGGGGCUGCUGCGACCGGCACUUGCGCCUCGGCCGGGGCUGGUGCGCCCGGGGCUGCAGCCGCAAGCCCAGCCGGGUCUGCUGCACCCCGGCCUUCACCCCCAGCCCGGUCUGCUGCGCCCCACGGCUCUCUUCUACCCCUCGGCAGGGGCAGGCACGCAGCUGACGCGGGAGCAGUGCCAGGUGGCAGCGGGGCGGCUGUCCUGCGUGGCCCCGUCGGGCCGCGAUGCCUGCCUGCAGGCGGGGUGCUGCUACGAUGACACGGACCGUGCAACGCCCUGCUAUUACGGCAACACAGCCACCGUGCAGUGCCUGCCGGAGGGGCACUUCGUGCUGGUGGUGCCGCGGGGCCUCUCCGUGCAGCCCUACAACCUGGACAGCGUGCGCCUGGCCAGCAGCACCCAGCCCGGCUGCCAGCCCGCCCAGGCCACCGAGACCUUCGUCAUGUUCCACUUCCCCGUCACGCAGUGCGGCACCACCGUGCAGGUGAUCGAGGACCGGCUGAUCUACGAGAACCAGCUCAUCUCCACCAUUGACGUCCAGCCGGGUCCCCGCGGCUCCAUCACGCGGGACAGCGUCUACAUCCUCCACGCCCGCUGCAUCUACAACGCCAGCGAGCUGCUGCCGCUGCGCCUGGAGGUGGCCGUGCCCCCCACCGCCGCCCCCAUGGCGCAGCCGGGGCCGCUGCGGCUGCAGCUGCGCAUCGCCACCGACGAGAGCUACAGCGCCUACCACACCGACGGCGACUACCCCCUGGUGAAGGUGCUGCGGGACCCCAUCUACGUGGAGGUCCGGCUGCUGCAGAAGACCGACCCCAACCUGGUGCUGGUGCUGCACCAGUGCUGGGCGUCCCCCAGCACCGGCCCGGCGGCCGAGCCCCAGUGGCCCAUCCUGGUGGACGGGUGUCCCUUCGCUGGGGACAACUACAGGACACAGCUGGUGCCGGUGGGACCCGCCUCGCCGCAGCUGCCCUUCCCCAGCCACUACCAGCGCUUCGUCGUCUCCACCUUUGCCUUCGUGGAGACCCCCUCCAUGGCGGUGCUGGAGGGAGAGGUGUACAUCUUGUGCAGCGCCUCGGUGUGCCACCUCGCACAGCCCGAGCCCUGCCGGCCCUCCUGCCAGCUGGCCGUGCCCUCCCGAGCCCGCCGGUCAGCGGGGGACAGGGGGACAGCGACCGCCGUGGGCACAGUCACCUCCCAGGGACGAGUCGUCUUCCCCAAGAGGCCUGCGGCGGGGAGAGGCUGAGCCCCGCGCUGCCGCUUCCCUGGGGCACUGGCUGCCCUCCUUCUCCUCCUUCUCCUUCUCCUCCUCCUCAGCCCCUGCCUCCGGGCCAGCCCCCUGGGUCCCCCUGGCCCUGGCGGCAAGCAGGAACCCCGAACAAUAAACCAGUGAAGAGCACGGCUGCGGCCGCAGGAUCGUAGUGUCUUGUCUGUGCAGGAGGGGAGCUCCAUCGCAAAAGAAAAGGCUGAAGCCUUGGAGCUGCCCUGGCCGCAAAUCCUCUGCCCCGUGGUCACUGCCCCUCAGACAGCUCAGAGCCAGGGGAGGGAGGGGAGCGCCCCGCCGCCCCUGCCCCUGCUCUCACCCCGCCCUGGCAGCAGCACACCCUUCCCCAGCGGGCUGAGCACGGCUAAGGUGAAUAAUUCUUUAUUUCCGUAACGAAACUAGGUAACUGCUUACAAAACCUGCACAGUCCCCCCCUUCCCUCCGCACAUCCCCCCACAACCCGUCACAAACUUCCACCCGCGCGUGGGUCGGAGCCGUUCGGUGCAUCAGUUACAGCCACGGAAGAGAAUCUAAAGCCAGAAAGACAAACACCAAAC
Cygnus olor (mute swan) is the source of this 3610-nucleotide messenger RNA. RefSeq names its product zona pellucida glycoprotein 1 (gene ZP1). Gene Ontology annotation, cellular component: egg coat. Gene Ontology annotation, molecular function: acrosin binding; structural constituent of egg coat. NCBI's taxonomy places the organism in Eukaryota, Metazoa, Chordata, Aves, Anseriformes, Anatidae. The transcript is spliced from 11 exons. Bases 198 to 3035 code for a protein of 945 amino acids. Gene Ontology annotation, biological process: prevention of polyspermy; binding of sperm to zona pellucida. The record is from RefSeq and is a predicted model, not a curated record.